AUGGCCAUGACAGCCACAGGGUCCCCCGCCUGGGAGCGGGGCUCCAUCCUGCAGCUUCCAGCCUCCCGGUCCCCUUUUCGUCAUCUGUCAAAUGCGGGCCAGGGCCUCGGCAGCGGCCGCGGGAGCCGCGGGGAUGCAGCGGGGCUGCGCCUGCAACACCCACGCCGAGAGGCCAGGGGCCGCCCGGACCCCGCGGCCCGGCUGGGGUGGGGGUCCCCGGCCGGCACCCGCAGCCCGCCCGGGCCGGGCUCGGACCCACCUGCGGCGGCGCGGCUCCAGCUGGGGGCGGCUUCGGAGUCGCUCGGGGCCGUGAGCCAAGCUCCUCGCCGCCCUGCCCGCCCCCGGGCAGCUCCACGUGGCCGCUCCACGUCGCCCUCCCGGCCGCAGCCGCCGCCCUGGCCCGGGCAGAGUCCUGGGCGCCAGCUCGAGGGCAGGGCAGCCGCCCCGCCCUGA
Artibeus jamaicensis (Jamaican fruit-eating bat) is the source of this 453-nucleotide messenger RNA. Its product is annotated as cuticle collagen 19-like. Bases 1 to 453 code for a protein of 150 amino acids. Lineage: Eukaryota; Metazoa; Chordata; Mammalia; Chiroptera; Phyllostomidae. The record is from RefSeq and is a predicted model, not a curated record. The transcript has 2 exons.